AGCAGACAGACGACAGAAAGUGCAGGAAAGGAAGAGCAGAGAGAGAGAGAGAGAGAGACAGCAGGAGGACGUAUAGAGGAGAAGAAGAUCCAGGCAUGGGCGAGGAGAUGGAGCUGGAGUUUACGGAGGACCUGCAGCUGACGGAGGUGAUGAGGCUGCGGGUUCAGUCCCUCCAGCAGAGAGGGCAGAAGCGGCAGGACGGAGAGCGCCUCCUGCUGCCCCACGAGUCUGUCUACAGGCUGGACUUCAGCGAGCAGGAGCUCACCUUCUCACACUGGAACGUCUGUCUGAAGGGUCUAGGUCGUCUGUCCGUUACCGGAAUCUCCCAGCUCUGGACGCCGGACCUGACCAACCUGAUGACCCGGCAGCUGCUGGAGCCCACGGGGCAGUUCUGGAGGAGCGCGGGGGACCCCGAGGACGCCCCCCUGAAGUGCCUGGAGGCCGACAUCCAGGAGUUCGGCGAGAGGAUAGCCGAGCUGGCCAAAGUCAGGAAGGUGAUGUACUUCCUGUUCGCCUUUAAAGACGGAGCAGAGAAGGACAACAUCAAGUGCUCCCUGAUGUUCAAGAAGAACGAGGCCUGACCUUUAACCCCACGGCUAAAUCUUAGCCGUCCUCCAGGAGCCGCUACGCUAACGGUCACUCCCUUAUCUAGUCUCUUUGCACUGAUGAGUAGAAUAACCAAUAUAUAGGAGACAUUAGUGUUCAAAGGUUUGGAAUCGAUAUAAACCGAUUUAAUCAGAAACAAAAGUAUAACAUUAAUCUACAGCAAUUGAAAGAUUGAUUGAAGAAAAUUACUUAUUAUUAUGACUAGAAAACUGCUAAAAGAUGCAAAAAUUCAGCAGCCAAUCAAAAUAAGAGCUCACAAACAUACACUAUACUUAAAACACCUAGUAACAAAAAUGUCUAAUUAGAUAAGGGAGACAAAGAGAAAUAAAAAAAUAGAUAUAUAUGACAUGCCAAAAGUCAUGGGACAGCCUAGCCUUGCCAUGAGCAUGCUGACCAGGAUUUAAUAAACCUCACUCACAAGAUUACACCUCACAACGUAUACUGUACCAUAUUAAAGGUGUGUGCAUUCCCAAGUCAUCCCCAGAGGGAAUACUUUAUAAUGAUUUAUAAAUGAUUAAUAUACUGUGAACUGCCAUCCCAUGACUUUUGGCAUGUCAGUGGUUACUGUGUGUAAAUAUGUGCAUGUUUUUUAAAUUGAAAGGGGAAAAAUAUUUACAAUUAUUUAGAAUUUAUAUUAAAAGUUGAAAAGGAAAAGUUGAUAAAGUGAAUUAAGACAUAUAUAUAUAUACAGGUCUUAAAAAAGAUUAAGAGAAUAAUUGAAUGAUCAGAUUAUCUGAUUUUACUAUUUAUGAGUUUAGUUUGAGUAAAAUGAACAACCUUGUUUUAUUCUAUAAACUACAGACAACAUUUCUUUCUUAAGAACUCAAAUAAUGCAUAGAAAACAAGUUGAAAUUUAAUUAGAAACAAAAAAUACUAAUGUUUUUAAUGUUCAGAUAUCAAUGUUUGAGGGAAUACCUCAAACCCUGAUUUUAUUAAAACAGCAUCAUGAUCUCCUCCACCAGUCUUACACACUGCUUUUGGGUGACCUUAUACUCCUGGCGCAACAAUUCAAGCAGUUCUUCAGCAGUUCUUUUUUUGCUGGCUUGUAAUCAUCAUUUUUCCUCUUUAAAUUCCUUCCUAACUAUAUUUCAAAAGUUUUCAGGGGUUCAGGUCUGAAGAUAUAAAUUUAUAUUAAUAGUUAUGGGAUAAUAUUUUACAUUUUACUCACUUUUUCAAAGAUUUCUCGACAUACUAAAUAAACUGUCUAAAAUUACACUAAUUAAAGCAUUUAUUAUUUGUGCAUAUAAAUUAAGAGGUCAAUUAAUUUGGCAAUUGAUUCCAAGCGUUUGAACACUAGUGUAUUAUAGAUAGUAUUUUUGGAAAUAAGCUAACUAACCUGCUAAUUAGUAUAAAGUGUUCUUCCUGAGAGAUAGCCUACUGCUCAAUUAUUUAAUACAAGUGUUUGAUAGAGAUUAUUUAUUUUCCCAGCUGUCUAAUAUAAUGAAUUUAUGUGUGACCAAAAGAAAAAAGAACAACCUGAACUAUGCUGCUUUAAUAUUAAUAAGAAUAUAUAAUAAAUAUAUUACAUUUGUCUUAAGAGCACAGAAUUUAUAUAUAAGAGUUUAAAAAAAGAGAGAAAUAAAUUAGUUUUGUUCAAUGGUGAA
Astyanax mexicanus (Mexican tetra) is the source of this 2210-nucleotide messenger RNA. It is a transcript of the gene ompa, whose product is annotated as olfactory marker protein a. The transcript has 2 exons. The record is from RefSeq and is a predicted model, not a curated record. The coding region runs from base 96 to 581 and encodes 161 amino acids. Gene Ontology annotation, biological process: signal transduction; sensory perception of smell. Lineage: Eukaryota; Metazoa; Chordata; Actinopteri; Characiformes; Acestrorhamphidae.